AUGCUGUCAUCAUUAGUUUCAAAUAAACUUGAAAAGUGGCCAGAAACAUUUGAAUCCGUUCAAAAUACCAAAGAUAUUUGCAAAAACCCGAAAUAUAGGGAGAUAUACAGGAAGUCCAUUGAAAAUCCGGAACAAUUUUGGAGUGAAGUAGGGACACUUCUAACUUGGACUAAACCAUGGAAAAAAGUUAUGGAUAAUUCUAAUGAACCUUUCACUAAAUGGUUUGUCGGGGGAGAACUAAAUGCUUGUUACAACGCACUGGAUCGUCAUGUACAUGGGGGAAGAGGAAGAAAGGUUGCCCUCAUUUACGACAGUCCACUAAUACAGGCAGCUCAGAAGGUGACAUAUGAUGAACUUCUUGAUAAGGUUUCACGUAUGGCUGGCGCUCUCAGCAAAUUUGGAGUAAGAAAAGGCGAUCGGGUAGUUAUAUAUAUGCCGGUCAUUCCUGAAACUGUUAUAGCCAUGCUAGCAGUGGCUCGUUUGGGUGCCGUACACUCUGUUGUAUUUGGAGGUUUUGCGGCUAGCGAACUUGCCAUCCGUAUAGAACACGCAACUCCAAAGAUAAUUAUUGCUGCCAAUUGUGGAAUUGAACCUGGUAAAGUUAUCAAUUAUAAAAAAAUUCUCAGCGACGCGUUAAAAAGUAGCUCAUUUAAACCUAGCAGAUGCAUAAUCUUUGAACGGCGUAACAUAGAGAAAGCUACGUUAGACCGUAAUACCGAUACUCUAUGGGAUGAAGUCUUAGAUAGUAGUGGACCUCAUCCCUGUGUUUCAGUUGAAGCCAACGAUCCGUUAUACAUUUUGUAUACGUCAGGAACUACAGAUAAUCCAAAAGCUGUACAAAGGUCAGUUGGUGGCGGCUUAGCAUCAGUCGCGUGGUCUAUCAAACAUACGUACGGAAUGGAGAAUGAUGACGUGUGGUGGGCGACCAGCGAUUUUGGGUGGGUUUUGGGACAUUCUUUCAUGUGCUACGGUCCCUUGGUGAACUGUUUAACAAGUGUUUUGUAUGAGGGAAAACCAGUUCGAACUCCUGAUGCUGGUCAAUAUUUUCGAAUUAUAGAGAAAUAUCGCGUGAAUGCUAUGUUCACGGUUCCAACAGCUUUACGGGUUAUUAAACGAGAAGAUCCACAUUCCCUUAUUGGGAAGCAAUACGAUACCAGUAGUAUGAGGAAUAUGUUUUUGGGAGGGGAACAUUUAGAUUACGAAACUAGAAUAUGGGCAAAAAAUGCGUUCGGGAUUCCUAUAUUAAACCAGUGGUGGCAAACAGAAACCGGGUAUUCGAUUACAGCUACGUGUGUGGGAUUUGAUCAAGACUUACGACCGCCUAAGUUGACCGUGGGAUUGCCUUUUCCAGGAUAUGAUGUGCGCGUGUUGAAAAAAACUGGAUUUGAAGCCAAACCGAACGAAAUAGGAGAUAUAGUGGUUAAGCUACCUUUACCACCUGGAACGCUUAGUACGUUAUACAAAGCACAUUCCAAGUUUUGUCAAACUUACUACAGAAAGCAUCCUGGUUUCUAUUAUACUAUGGAUGCCGGUUACAUUGACGAAAAUGGAUACGUGUACAUAACAGCACGCGUGGACGACGUAAUUAAUAUUGCCGGUCAUCGAAUUUCUACAGCUGCAAUAGAAGAUGUGGUGAUGAGCCACCCUGAUGUAACAGAUGCUGCAGUUGUAGGAGUUUCGGACCCUAUAAAGGGACAAGUUCCACUAUGCCUGUUUAUAACGAGACAAAGUGAUAUGGAUAAAAACGAUAACAACAUCGGUAAGGAGUUGAUAACUAAAGUUCGCGGAUCUAUUGGCCCAGUAGCGGAUUUUCACUUAUUCGUGUCGAUAAAAGACUUGCCCCAUACAAGAUCCGGAAAGAUAUGCAGAAAAUUAAUCUCUAAAUUUGCAGACGAUCAAUUAUUCGAGAUUCCUGUAACAGUGGAAAAUCCCUCGUCAUUCGUGGACUUAGCGAAUGCACUUAAGAAAGUUGGUUACGCCCUUAAAAUUCCCCCUACGUUGGGUAUAUUGUAAAAUGUUGCUACGUGUGCUUGGGUCAGUC
Photinus pyralis (common eastern firefly) is the source of this 2041-nucleotide messenger RNA. RefSeq names its product acyl-CoA synthetase short-chain family member 3, mitochondrial-like. The coding region runs from base 1 to 2013 and encodes 670 amino acids. NCBI's taxonomy places the organism in Eukaryota, Metazoa, Arthropoda, Insecta, Coleoptera, Lampyridae. The record is from RefSeq and is a predicted model, not a curated record. The transcript has 12 exons.